Messenger RNA from Trypanosoma rangeli, 1059 nucleotides. RefSeq lists its product as uncharacterized. The transcript has a single exon. Lineage: Eukaryota; Euglenozoa; Kinetoplastea; Trypanosomatida; Trypanosomatidae. The record is from RefSeq and is a predicted model, not a curated record. Bases 1 to 1059 code for a protein of 352 amino acids.
AUGGAGGCAGAGUACAAUCUUCAGGUUACGCUGGACGGCGAGGAUUCCCUGCCACCGCAGCUGCUGGCAACACACGAACAGACGCACGAGUCACUGCCGCGGCGUACCAAACUUGUCUUCCUCUACAGCAGCGAGGACGAGGACGACGUCUACUCGGCCGAGACGAGGCGAGACGGCGAGGCAGCUGUAGUUACGGGGGUCGUGGCGCUGAAUCCGCCGCUGGACUCUCUUCAAGAGAUGCAGCUUGAGGCCGAAUUAGCGGCGCAACGUCAACCACACGACUCUGCGCUGCUGGCUGAUGAAGCAGCGCCGCAGCCACAGCUGUUCACCGAGGACACUGCGGGGGAGGAGGUGACGCCAACCUCCACGGUUCUGAGUGGUGUGAAGGUGGUGGAGGCGCUGCCGCUUCGUGAGCCGGAUGGUGGCUGUGGCAACGCGAGGGCGUCGCUGCGACGUCACUUGCAGGUAGAGGAGGCUGGACGACUUGCCUAUGCUAGAAAGCGAUUCCGCGACGAGGGUGGUAUGGACAGCGGUCGUGAUGGGGAGGAGGUGGAUGAUGCUGCGGCGGGCAGUGAGGAUGCCGGUCUCACCGGUCCGCAGCCCAUGGUGGACGGAGACGGGCUGGUGCGGGCGAUUGCUGUGGGUGGCUAUCAACUGACGGUGGACGAGCGUCAGCUGCAGAGCUGCAGUGGCGACGAUGAGGAGCACGCACAUGAGGGUGUGGAACGUGGAGACGACGGAGACGAGGUGGAUGAGGAGGAGGACGAGGAGGAUGAGAUGGACGAGGAGCUUGAUGAGGCGGUGGUGGUCGCGGUGGUGGAGCAGUUGGUGCGCUGCUGCGAGAGUGACGAACUAGACGCGUCACUGCGUGAAUCUGGAGAGCGAUUCCUUCUGAAGGCACGGUCGUGUCUGCAGCGGCUGAACGCCGGCGAGUUGGAGCCGGCGACCUUCGGCGAAGAGAUGCGGGGCGACAUAUUAUGUCUGUUGCGUGCCGUUCAGCGGCUGCGUCGCCCCAAAGACUCGCCGAUUGUAAUUGACGGGGUUGUGAUGGAUAUAUGA